Messenger RNA from Orbicella faveolata, 3861 nucleotides. RefSeq names its product coiled-coil domain-containing protein 33-like. Gene Ontology annotation, cellular component: peroxisome. NCBI's taxonomy places the organism in Eukaryota, Metazoa, Cnidaria, Anthozoa, Scleractinia, Merulinidae. The record is from RefSeq and is a predicted model, not a curated record.
UUUACCAAAACUAAUUGUGACUCACUCGCACUUGUUUUACCAUGCUUUACGUCAGCUUCAUGAAAUUACUUCAAGUUUUGAUUGGUUCACCCUUUAUUGUCUGUGUCCUUUGUGAUCGGCUAGUCUAAGAGUAGUUUUACAAGAGUCACUUUAAAACUGCCCUGAAGAAAUAUAUUAAAUAAAUAUUUUUACUGUUAGAUUCCUGAGUUAAUUAGACUUCUGAUUCUGUUUUUACAGCUUACAGACUGAAUAGGGUUAACACAGAAUGGAUGGUAACAACAAAGCCCUACGCUUCACCAUUGAAAUCUUCAGUGCCCAAUUUGUGACUGCAGGACGUUAUUUCCUUAUACUGCGAAUCAUAGGAAGCAAAGUUAAUCGCUCAAAGUUGAAACUUUUUGUGGGUAAUUCAAAAUUACCUUUGGAAGAUCAUGAGUUUACCACAGAUGCCUGUUUAGAGGAUGGUGAUCCUGAAACCUUUGCAUCUUUCACAGAUUCAGUAAUCUCAUUUUGGAUGCCUCCAGAGAGUGCUGAUGGAGACAUUCAACUUGUGGUGGAAGCAUUUCGACUUCCAGAGAAUCCCAUGCAUGAAGGAGACAAGUAUGGAGAGGCUGUGUUUAAUGUAUUUCCAAGAAGGGGUGCUAUUUUCUCUGCAGUGGAACGGACAACACCACCACCUGAAGAUUCCAGUGAGCUGUAUCAGUUUGAGACCAAUAUUACUUUAAGUCAAGUACAGGAAGGUGAAGGAUUUUGGAUCAACUCUGGUGUCAUAAGAACUUCUUUGAAACUUAAAUAUGAAGAACCUGAGCAAACAAGACAGGACCCACAGAACAUAGGCCAUGGAAUUGCAGAGGACAGUUCUGUUUUUAAGAAGAAAAGAGAAAGAGAUACGAUACAUGAACCUGUCAAAAAGCCACAGCCUCUUCCAGUUCCCAGGGAACCUCAGCCAGGUCCCUCAACUGCACCAGAUACUCCUAUUGGAAUUAAAACAAUCCAGGAGGCAGCCCUUGGUUCACAUGUAAACAGUAUACCUGUGCAUCAUUUGUGUGGGAGCUACACAGCUAGGGAAGGCUAUUGUGAAGUGGUUGUUCUAGCUCAUGGAGCCCUAGGACUGCCAUUUAAAUCAGAUGGAAGACCUCCUCAGCCAUACAUUGUAGGGAAGUCUGGAAAAGCUGAAGCUCAGAUGCAAAUGGGACAGUCUGUUACCCAUGCUGCUAUUCAGCCAACACAUUCACCAUCUUGGGAGGAGCUGCUUUUGGUUGAGGUCAAGGAGGAAGAAUCUAAAGAUGAAGGUUUGUCAUCUGAGACAGAGUAUUUAUGUAGCAAUUUUGGGGUGAUAAUUUGGAGUUGUUUCUGCAUUUGGCAGCCCAACCCAGAGCUUAGUGGUGACAUCAGACUGUACAUCACCUUGAUGAAGAAGUUGGACAAGCUGCCACUUUCCUCAGUUGGUUCAAAGAUGUAUGGCCUGGAGGUUUUGCUUUGUGGCCUGGAUGCUCCAGUCAGUAGCCAAAUGGGUCCACUAGUUGCAACUGGAAGAAUUGUAUCCAACUGGACAGAAUACAACGAAACCAUGCUAUCUGCUCAGCCACGAUCAGCCGGGGUAACAGUAACUACCAUUCACUUCCCGUCACCACACCCAACUUCGUUUGCCGUAGCAGGGGCGACACAUGUGUAUGGAGCUCCUCAGGUGACCACAGCUGGUGAUCCUCAAGAACAGCCUCAGUGGAAUCAGACUAUGUUCUUUCUUGGUGAUGAGUCCAGUCUGUUUACUGCCACAUCAGCUUUGGUUGUGGAAUAUUAUCCAUCUUCACUAGCCAUGACAAGAGAUUGCUGGCAACUAUCAAGCCCUGUUGGUUACUCUUAUCAAACAAUGGAUCAACUAUUACUCUCGAGCUUAAAGUGGGACAGUGGGAGGCUGGGUCUCAGGGUGGACAAUCUACCUUUUGAGGGUUCCAAUCUAAGAACAGCUGUAGGCACUGGUCCCACUGUUGGAAUGGUACUCAGACUUGUCACCAGUGAGAGACCUGACCAGCUGUUAUCUGCUGCCCACUUGUCAUCAUUACCAGUAUUUAGAGCAGCACCUCAGACAUCGCAGUUAGGACAGCCCUUAUCUACUCAGAAGCCGGAGCCAGCAGAACAGGUACCUUAUGGCCUUCCUCCAAUGAAUGCUGUUAAGACUAUUCUGCCGCAGUUUCACUCUUUGUAUAAUGCACCGAAUACAGAACCCGUCAAGGAAUAUGUCCCUCUUGCGAAUGUGUUAACCCCACCAGAAAGAGGGCUGAACUCCUUUAAUGCACUAAGCUUUUUAUGGGAUUUACAGGAAGUGGAUCGCUACAGAACGGCAAUGAGAAAGAUGGCGACGGAUCUUCUUCAUGUGCGAGAAGAUUGCAAGCGAUUGGAGGAUGCUAAUAGCAGGUUAAGAAGAGAACUGGGCCAGCAUGACGAGAUAUCCAGACUGAUGGUCAGUUCAAAAGACUUGGACAAUGUCACCCACUCUGAACUGGUGCAGAAGUUUGUACUCUUAAAAAAGAAGCUAGCAGAUGAAUCAUCAAAGAAACAAGAACUACAGUCAAGACUUCAACGUCUACAGAACGACCUCAUCAAGAAAAAUGAGAUGGAAAAGGAGUUUUUGAAGCUACAAGAAGCUCACGAAGGCCAACAAGCGCUUUUACAAAAGUUACAGGGAAAACUACAGAAGGCAACGACAAUUCAAGAUACUUGCAAGAAACAAGAAAAGGUUAUCGUGCAACUUGAGCAGCUUUUGGCCAAACACGGGAAAGGACAGUACAAUGGAGUCUCUGUAGAGGGUAGUGAAACAUACAGGACUCUUAGUGAAGAGAACAUGAAGCUGCAAGCAGAAAUAAUGCAAUUAAAGGAACAGCUGAGAAAGUCUGAAGCAAAGCAGAAGAAACCAAGAUCCCCUGGUCAACAUGUAACGAGUAAUGGACCAAUUUCUGAUGCGGAACGCCUAGAGCUUUUUGAAAAACUGGAAAAAGCAGACGGCCGAAUUCUUGCACUUGAAAAACAGUUGGCAGAUAACGUGAGAAAAUGGGCGAAAGAUAAAGCCGAAUUACAGAUGAAAUUAAAUGAAAGUGUUGUGGCUCAGAAAACGGGAUACAAGAGUUCGUCCACCUCUAUAGACAUUCUGGACUGGCAUAAUGGGUCCAAGCCGAACUCGCCCUCAAAACCUUUGGGCCCUCGGAGACCUUCUCCAAAGCUGGAUCCAUUGGAGAGAAGAUAACGCCGUGAGCUCAGCCCAGUCUGAAACGGACAAUGCCGUCAUCUGGAUGAUUGGGUUCUAGCUAUACAUCAUUGGUUAUGCAAUCGUGUAACCCUUGUUAAUCUCAUACAGCCAGUCGCUAGCGAGCAAUCGGUGUCUGGGAUAACAGAGGCGGGACUAAUGUUACAGGACUUUGUUUAUUAACCCAGCUUCGCGCCUGCGCUUGCCAUGUCGUUCGUGCCCGUAAAGAAGCACAAUCUGCGUCACAAUUAGUUGAGACACUACUUCACGUUAGAAUACAUGCAUUCAGGUUUGCAUCUCUCCCGUCCCCCUCACUGUUGAGUAAAGCACUUUGUUUUGUCUAAACUUGCUCGUGUAAAUACUGAAGUAGGGGGAGGAAAUGUUUGCCAACGAUUUUGACAACUGAGGAAGCUAGAAGGACUAAAAUCAUUUUGGUGUAAAACAACUCUUUCGUUUGCUUUCAGCGUAUCAUCGUAUCAGCGUACAUAUCUGUCGUACUUAGGAAUUUUAUUUACAAUUAAAUUAAAACCAGUUGUGGUAAUAAAGUUGUAAGUGCAAUGCUGAAUGGUCCAAGGGCGACAGCAGUCAUUUUGAAUUCUCCAUCCUUUCAAAUAUCCUGGACU